Molecule: messenger RNA, 253 nt
Organism: Symbiodinium necroappetens
Lineage: Eukaryota; Dinophyceae; Suessiales; Symbiodiniaceae
Source: the annotation of a GenBank genome assembly
GUAUGGUGGCUGGCUCUUGAACCAACUGUUUUCAUUCUGGGGGUCGGGCUGUGCUGGCUGUUCCGCAACCGGUGUAGCAAGUAUCUCGCACUGGAUGUCUACGUCACGGCCAACCUCAUGAGUCUUCCCUCGAUUGUUCUCAUCGGCUUGGUGCUGCUUGAGGUUCUGCUGAAGCCCCAGGCAUCAAUCCAAGGCGGAAUGAUGUUUGCAGCCGUUAUGGCUUGCAUCGUGGUUGCUUCGUGGUAUUUUGUGU